Molecule: messenger RNA, 915 nt
Organism: Quercus lobata
Lineage: Eukaryota; Viridiplantae; Streptophyta; Magnoliopsida; Fagales; Fagaceae
Exons: 3
Coding region: 1-915 (304 amino acids)
Molecular function (GO): nucleic acid binding; RNA-DNA hybrid ribonuclease activity
Source: RefSeq, a predicted model, not a curated record
AUGAGUUUGCUCAUUAAUGCUGAAAAGGGGGAAUGGGAAGCAGGUUUGGUGAAACAGAUUUUCUUAACCCAUGAUGCAGAGACUAUUCCAAGCAUACCGCUUAGUAACCGUCUCCCUUCAGACAAGGUAUGGAAAAGAGUUUGGGGAUUAGAGACUCCAAAUAAAAUCCAGAACUUCACUUGGAAAGCCUGCCAUAAUAUACUAGCCAUUAAAGAAAACUUACUGAAGAGGCACGUCGCUACAGAUGACAAAUGUGAAGAAUGUGAUGUGAUUCGGUCUCUCCCAAUCUAUUGGAAAAGGUUGCUGCAAUUUGUUGGGGCAUCUAGAAGUAUAGGUGUGAGGUGUGGCAUGAAGGGCAUCAUCGUUCAAGUAGUGACAUUGCCCGCAGAUCUCUUGUCUUACUGGAGGAAUUUCAAGCGGCAAACGACUGUCUACUCCCCCAUUGUUAAAGAAAACUUUAAGUGGUCCCCCCUAGCUUUAGGCCGAUACAAAUUAAACGUUGAUGGUGUAAUAUUCUCCCAAAUCAAAGCAACGGGUCUAGGUAUGGUCAUUCAUGAUGAUGCGGGGCUGGUUGUUGCUGCCAUGAGCAAGAAGGUUUCCAUCCCAUUGGGCCUGUUAGAAGCUGAAGCGAAAGCUAUGGAAGCUGCUAUUCAAUUUGCAAUUGAUAUUGGGGUCAGAGAAGUUAUCUUUGAGACUGAUUCCCUUCUCCUAUACAAUGCAGCUGCCUCUUCCAUCGAGAAUGUAGUCUCUGGUAUUCUCUUUCAAAUUCAGAACUUUAGAUCAGCAGAUUUCUCUCAUAUCAAAAGGCUUGGCAACAUGCUUGCCCAUGUACUUGCUCAGCAUGCUAAACAUAUUGAAAAUUUUCAGACUUGGCUGGAGGAAACUCCUAGCCUUAUUGAGCACAAGUGUGCUUAA